Molecule: messenger RNA, 1606 nt
Organism: Dioscorea cayenensis subsp. rotundata (Guinea yam)
Lineage: Eukaryota; Viridiplantae; Streptophyta; Magnoliopsida; Dioscoreales; Dioscoreaceae
Product: pentatricopeptide repeat-containing protein At4g35850, mitochondrial
Exons: 12
Coding region: 37-1362 (441 amino acids)
Cellular component (GO): mitochondrion
Molecular function (GO): protein binding
Source: RefSeq, a predicted model, not a curated record
GCAUUUGUUUCUCUUUCUGCCUCGCCUCGCGCUACCAUGAUUACUCGCCGCCUUCUCUCUUCGUGGCCGCGCCACUGCCGGACGGUGGCUCCGGCGAGUGGGCACCGCACCUUCUCGGCGGAUGUGUCACCCGAGUAUGCUCGCCGAAACUACGCUGGCAAUCUCUCCGAAUACAACACUGUCAUCUCCUCUCUCAUCUCUCAGCGCAGGAGCUUCUUGCUCCGGGAUGUGUACGACGACAUGAUGCUUGACGGCGUGCAGCCCGUCCGGGAUACCUUUCACUCGCUCAUCGUUGGGUGCAUGAAGGGUAGCCGCCUUCAAGAUGCUUUCUUUUUUCGUGAUGAGAUGAUGGCAAUGGGCCUUCCACCCGAUGUCAAUCUGUAUAAUUUCUUGAUCUCAACCUGUGGGAAAUGCAAGAGUUCUGAUGCAGCGAUCAAACUUUUGGAAGAGAUGAAGAGACAUGGUGUAAAACUUAAGGGGGAAACGUACAUUUGCCUUCUCAACGCUUGUGCAGCAACGGGCCGAACAGAUUUAGUGCUAACACUAGUUCGGGAUAUGGCUGCUGUCGGUCUGAAUAAGUUCUGUUAUGCUGGACUCAUAACUGCAUACAAGAACAAAUUACCGACUACAGAGGAAACAUUUGCAAAAAUUAUUGAGUAUGUCCAAGCAUCCAAAGGGUGGUCAUCUGUUGAAGCCUCGACUGAGAGCGGAGAAAAUGUCAUGAUGAAUGUUUCAUUGGAAGAAUUGUACAACAUCCCAACUGCAGAGUAUGUGCAUAGGCGUGCGUUUGUAAACAGACAGCUCACAGUAUAUCAUGUUGCUUUACACGCUUGUGCUGAACUAAAGAACAAGGAGACAAUGGAAACUCUUCUUGAUAUGCUAAAGACAGAUGGUUACACUUUUGAUGCUUUCAUUGCGAUGCAAGCUAUGAGGUGUUACUUACACUGUGGUGAUAUUGAUUCUGGAGUUAAAAUCUUUGAGGAGUACUCAAGCUCAAAACCACCAACAGCUGAGUUGUUUGUGACCCUAGCUGAAGGAGCGAUGGUUGGAUAUACUCCUAAAGGGAUGCAACUUGCUCAAGAGACACUGGAAAAAAUGAAUGCUAGAGGAAUUUUCUUGAAUGCAAGGAUGGGUAGUGAUCUCCUUCUUGCAGCAGCUGGAGAAAAGAUGGGUGGAUAUACUACUGCAAAUUACGUAUGGGAUCUAUUGCAAAGUCGAAAAAUCAAUCCUUCUCUUCCUGCUGUUGAGGCCUAUUACAAGGGUUUAAAGCAACGGGAGAUACCAUCAGACGACCCACGACUUGUGCUGGUUGGGCGCACAUAUGAUAACCUUUCCAUUCGAUCUGCCCGAAGAAAUGAGUAAGUAUUCUGCCAGUCGUGCGUCCUGGCUUUUAAACCAACGCUCUCCUUAGUUGAAUACAUCCAAGGCAAAAUAAAAUGCCCCAAUGUUGAUCCUUCUAUCCAUUAAUUUAUUGAUUAUGGUGAUGUUCUGGUUCACAAAUUAGCAUCUGGUUAUCUGAAAAUCAAACAAAAUCUGAAGUAUGUAUGUUUUCCGGCCAUUUAUGUCAAGUUGUAAUCCACUGAUCCAUGUCAACAUUUGAACUCAA